This is a messenger RNA of Penicillium arizonense, 405 nucleotides long. RefSeq lists its product as uncharacterized. The record is from RefSeq and is a predicted model, not a curated record. NCBI's taxonomy places the organism in Eukaryota, Fungi, Ascomycota, Eurotiomycetes, Eurotiales, Aspergillaceae. The transcript has 2 exons. The annotation marks the transcript as partial.
AUGGGUGACUUCCGUGGGUUUAUCCACGGGCUCAUUAGCUCGGCACGUCAGAUUCUCCACAAUGAGCUACUAUUUAGCGAAAAUGGGUCAGUUCCAACUAUUCCAUGGCAGGCAAUUUACGACGAUCCCACGGAGACAGCCCACGGGUGGAAUUUUUUGAAAGACACCCGUACGCCAUGGCCCGUCGAGGGAGAGCAAUGGCUGAUCGGCCGGUUCCGGCAGCACGGCAGCCCCGUACGGCAGCGAUUCAUCGAGAGUAGUGCCGGUCGUCUACGUAUGGCAGCAAUUAACGUAUACCUCCAACGGGUAGCGUAUUUCCGUGAGAAGCUUGCCAUUGCUAUUCACGCGGCCCAUUCAUCGCACGUUGCCGGCAUGAUCUACGGUCGUGGUAUCACCGAGCAGCCU